This is a messenger RNA of Fusarium fujikuroi IMI 58289, 1530 nucleotides long. RefSeq names its product related to transcription activator amyR. Gene Ontology annotation, biological process: regulation of DNA-templated transcription; DNA-templated transcription. Gene Ontology annotation, molecular function: zinc ion binding; DNA-binding transcription factor activity, RNA polymerase II-specific; DNA binding. The transcript is spliced from 3 exons. The record is from RefSeq and is a predicted model, not a curated record. Lineage: Eukaryota; Fungi; Ascomycota; Sordariomycetes; Hypocreales; Nectriaceae. The coding region runs from base 1 to 1530 and encodes 509 amino acids.
AUGGGCUUCGCCUGCGACCCUUGUUCCAUCAGAAAAAUAAAAUGUAGUGGAGAUACGCCGUGUAAGCAAUGCAAAGCGACCUCUUUAUCCUGCUCAUACGAUAGGAAGCGCAAGAAGUCGGGACCAAAAGGGCCCAGGAAGCGUACCAAAGAGGCCAUCUUACAGGCUCAGAGAUCUUCAAAGCAUACAAGAACCGACCCUGAUGGUGAAAUUCGGGCUCAAGACUUGCCUGAAGCUACUUCAUCCACGCAGCACAAUGGGUCAUCGAAUAGUUCGCCAAGUGGCGCCUCCCAGAGUCCCCAAGGCGCGCAGGAUAUGACGAUUGUUAGCUAUGAUACUCGGAUACCCAUGUCAUCCUUCAGCUACUACUUGAACAUAUAUCACGACUGUUUAUAUGUUGUAUGGCCCGUCAUAGACCAUGAAGUACUUCUCUCCCGGCUCCGUAACCCCGAUAACAAGAUUGCAUACGCCCUUGCCGCAUCAAUAUGCUCAGCAACUCGAGCUCAGCUUCGCCUUUCGAAUGAUGAUAUGGGCCCUUCAACGUAUCAAAUGGCAUACGAAGCCGAACAAUCUCGUCUUAUGCUCGACUACUCGAAGCAUCAGAUCAUCGAUGGACUGUUAACAUGCUUCUUCCUCCAUGUCUUCUACUCCAACACAGGACGAAUUACAAAGUCUACACUACUUCUUCGAGAAGCCAUCGCAUAUGCACAUAUCCUUGGACUUCAUCAAGACUUGUUUUAUACUGAUUUGGAACACAAUACGAUCCAGUAUCAUCUUCGCAUCGCGUGGAUCUUGUUCAUCACGGACAGGGCUCACUCCCUUCAACACGACCUGCCUCCUACAUUUAAGCUCAGUCCGACACUGCCGGAACUCCAUCCACAACAGGACGCGGGGCUUGGCUCAGCAUUCUGCAGUUUAUGUAGACUAUUCCAAGCUUUUGACGACGCCUGCUCUCCAGAUGUCAGGUCCAACCAGGUUGGCUUCUUGGGUGCCAUUAGUUCACAAUUGAGGGCGCGGCAUCCUCUUCCUCUUUGCGACAAUGAGAUCCAGCGAGCCGACAUCGUUGUAACUGACUCUUGGCUGCGUGUCGUGCUAUGGAAAGCGGCUAUUCCAUAUGUUGACGCAAAUACCGACCCAAAUGAUCAAGGUCUAAGUGUCUCGUUUCCCACGUCUGUUGCGAGAGAUUUACUGGCGAAACUGACCACUCUGUCCUCCUGCGCUCUCGAGACGCAUGGCCCUGGAAUGAUGUCGAAAUUGUUUGAAGUCGCGAACUCGGUGGCAGACGUCAUUAUCUGCGCCCCUGACCUCGCAGAUGUAGAUUCGGCUCAUGUUGGCCCCCGAGAUAUUCUUUGCGCCCUGAGCAGCUUGAUCGCCUCGUUGCGGACGACAGCCAACCCUGCGCUUCUCGCCCUGUUGCGAGAGAAGAUGAUGGCCUGUGCAUUAGGCCAGGCAGGGCCAGGAAGGCCGUUGCAGAUCACGGAUGUCCCGGAUGAUGAUCUACAAGCUGAAGAGAUGAAUCUAGUAGACUAA